Molecule: messenger RNA, 6392 nt
Organism: Acanthaster planci (crown-of-thorns starfish)
Lineage: Eukaryota; Metazoa; Echinodermata; Asteroidea; Valvatida; Acanthasteridae
Gene: ranbp3
Product: RAN binding protein 3
Biological process (GO): protein export from nucleus
Cellular component (GO): nuclear pore
Source: RefSeq, a predicted model, not a curated record
AUCCAUAACUUUGCCAGCAGAUAUUCUCACUCUUAAUUCUGGGAAGGAGGUGUUCCAUUUUGCUGAAAAAAAUACACAAAAUGGCGCACGUCCAGAAAACGGCGACAGAUUCGUCCAAAGAUGAGACUGAAACAAGUGAAGGCGGUCAAAACGGCAUUGAUAGCAGGAAUGGAGCAGGAAACAGUGGUGGAGUCAUAGGUCCGUCAUCGUUUGUCUUUGGUGAAAAUAUGGAGAGCCGUGUCCUGAAGAGACCUGCUGAGGAACAGCUGGAUAGAAAGACAUCUGAGAAAGCAGACGAUGAGACUGACAAGAAGAAAGAAGAACCAGGGGAAUUCCCCAAGGCAUCCCCGAUGGUCAUGGCACAGAGACCCAUCUUGUUUGCAGGGUCUGCAAAAGAUACAAAAGCUGAGAAAGAAGAAGUGAAGUCUAGUUUCAAGUUGAACCCACCCACCCUUGUCCAUGGAAAGGCCAAGCCAGCACCCAAAACAGCAAGUGCUGAUGGGGACACCGCCAGCCCUGCCAAGCCAUUGCUGCGCCCCUCUCCACUCUGCCACACGUCACCGCACUGGGCCACCCUUGCUGCAGUUGCCACUGGAGGAGCAUUCAAAUUAAAAGCUUCCUCACACCAUACCUCCUCUUCCUUUUCUCAAUGGAAUGGGAAAGAUGGGAAACAGAGGAACCCAGAGGAUGGUUCGGUUGAAGUUUCCUCCUCCUCCGCCUCCACAGACACCACAGAAACUCCCACAAAGGGGGAUGGCGGCACAGAGUCCAGCACCGCCAACGGCAAACCCAAGAUGAACUUCUUCAUCAAGCUCUCCGCCAGCGAGACUGACAGGGACAGGGGCUUCGGGGUGUUUGGCAGCUUCUCCAAUGCCAACGUCGGCUUUGCCAAGAAGCCUGACCACAAUGGCACCACAAACGAGAACUACUUCCUGCAGUUUGCUAAAGUGGACAGCAGCAACAGUAAAGAAGAAGGUGUUGAGAGCCCGAAGGGACUAAGCAACUCUGGCAACUCAUUCGUCUUCGGUCAGAACAUGGAUGAAAGAGUGGUAAGCCCACAGCAGACGGAAAAGGAAUCACAGGGAGGCACUUCAGCUCAGUUUGGUAGCCAGACUAGCCUAUCAUUUUCUGCUCAGGCUUCUCCACCUGACGACACUUCCCCGCUGAAAUCACAAGAGACAACUGGCAAGUCGCUCCUAGAGAGUGCUAGCGCCUACGAAAAAGCCAAGAAGAGCUCGGAGGUGACGUUUGAGGAGGUGACCAGCAGGACGGGGGAGGAAGAUGAAGAGAAUGUCUUCCAGGCCCAGUGUAAACUCUUUGUCUUUGAUGCUGAGAAGCACAGCUGGCAGGAACGCGGCCGGGGCUUACUACGACUCAAUGACCAGGUGCCGGCAUCAUCGGAGCAGUCCUCACUCCAGUCCAGACUAGUGAUGCGCACACAAGGGAGUCUUCGCGUCGUCCUGAACACCAAGAUCUGGAGUGGGAUGACAAUAGAAAAGGCCUCACCAAAGAAUAUACGCCUGUCGGCGAGGGAUGGCGAGAGUGACAGCAUUAGAGUUUUCCUUGUCUCUGCCUCCCCAAAAGAUGCGGAGCAGAUCUACAGGGCCAUCGAAUACAGGGUGCAGGAACUGAAGUACAACGAGCAGCAGCAAGCUGAGAGAGCCAAAGAGGAGGGCGGAGCAAAAGCUGAAGAGGAGGAGGAGACGGCAGGCAAAGAUGAAGAUGAUGACAGCGGUGAUGGCAAACAGAUUACUCAAGUGUCGACACUCCCUGUUGUAUCAGUCGAUAGUGACGAUUCUGUCUCGCAGUCAAACUCGGCCCUCACAGACAGAAGUUCACCAGAACCGUCAGAUCCUCGAAUCGAAGGGAAUCCUGAGACGCCUCCAGCAAGCAAUUAAAGAGAAAGGAAGAGUUGGGCUAAAUAGUGGAAAGCUGUGGCUUUUGGACAGGCAAUUUUUUCUUUUCCAUCCGAACUUGACUGUUAGAGUUUUACUGUUGCAAGGAUGGAAAGGAUGUGGAUACUGAAAACUUCAGCACUUUUGUUGGAAGGAAAUCAUUGGUGGAAGCAGGCGAUCACUAACUGCGUAUGGAAGUGAUGUCACGCAGCCAUCAAUAAAAAGUGUGUACAGUGCAGAAAUGGCCAAAUGCAGCCCUCUAUGGGCUGAAUGUUUGGCCCUAUCUUUAAGUUGGUGAUUUCUAAAGGGAAAAAGAAAAGAAAAAACGGGAGGAAAGAUAGUAUACACGUCACGUGGAUACCAAUAGCUGAUCUGAGAUCACAUUGCUGGAUCAGCUGAUGCUGCAUCAGUUGAUGCCAGAUCACCUAAUGUUUAAUUACCUGUAGAUCAGCUUGUUCUGGAUCACCUGAUGUUCUGCAUCGUUGGGUGCUAGGUCACAUGAUACUAAAUCACUUGAUUCUAGAUCACCUGAUGCAAGAUCACCAGAUGCUGAUGUUGGAUCACCUGGUGCCCUGUGACGUCAUGCUGGAUCACUUUAUGCUGGAUCACCAGAAGCCAGAUUAUCUAAUCGUAGACAAUCCAGUGCCAUAUUGCUACAUUUUGUAUCGCCUGAUGCCAGAUCACCUGACAUCAGAACACCUGAUGCCAUAAUAGAUCACCUGAUGUGAGACUGCUUCAUGUUGGAUCAGCUGAUGCUAGAUCAUCUUGGUGUAAGAUCUCCUGUCAAAUCACAUGAUGCCAGUGCAUCACGUUAUCUCAAUUCCCUGACACCAGAUAUCAUUUUGCCACAUCAACCUUGGAUUUGUCAAGGUAAUCGGUGAUUCCGGAUACGUACAUUUUAAAUUUCUCACAACUGCAUGACUUUUUGACCUGGAAUCCUAUUCUUGUGAAGGAAUACCUCUGACAAAAGCCAGACACUUUGAAUUGAUAUCCUGACCACUUUCAGAAGUGAUCAGAGUUGAAUUCUUCGGCAGAGGACAACUUUUGGCUGUGGCUUGUAGUCACAGGCUGCCAUAAAAUGAUGCAUUCCAGUAUGGGAUUGAUUUAAAUGGAUGUCACCAGUCAUCUGGUUUAUAGAGGACACAAAUCGUGAGAUACGCAGUCUUCAGUACAGCGUCCCUGGCUUCUGUGAUCCACCGUGGUAUUGUCAUUCUCAUCAUUCAGCUUCAAGCUAGAAUGCUUGAGACCGUUGGUCUGUUCUAAAUUUUUUUCUGUUGGGCGCAAUGGAUGAAAGGCUGAUUUUUCCUGUCGCUUUGCUCCGAGGACUGAUGAAAUGUGGGAAGCAGUGAGUGUGUAGCUGUCGGGUAAUUCCUGACUGCAUUAGGCUUUCUAGCGUAGGUCCUUCAUUUAUUGUUUCUUUCCAAACACUGUGUUCCAGCUUUGUCAUUUUUUUUUUUUGUGGAAGGUACUCAUUUAACUUCAGAGAACAUGAGCAAUUUUCUUUGGUACAGGUACAAUGUUUCAUGUCAAUUUAUUUCAGAGAUUUCCCUCAAUGCUUGUAGGAAGGAGAUUUUUGCCAUGGCAAUCAACUUUGUUUUUGGCCUUGGACAGCCUUUACUUGUUUGUGUAGAUUGUCCAAAACAAAGGGCCCCACAAUUAUUUCUUUAAAAAACAAUUGUCAGAACAUAAUGAUACGAGACAAGAAAAAAUACUCAAACCAGGCAAGGUUGUGUCAAGGUUGAUCCAGAAACCUAUCCAUGGGAACGCAUGGAUGUUGAGAGGGAAUUCAUGGAUAAUGUGUAGGACUUGGAGUAUGUUUGGUUCAUUCCACCUCCUAAGGCGCAAAAUAUCCCACUGACAUUGAUGUCUUAUGCCCUUUCAAAGGACCUGUUCAAAAGGUGGAAUAAUUUACUCUGUAAGAAUGGAAAUUCCAUUCCUCCUAUCAAGGCAUGCCAUCUGGAAAACAAAUGUUUGGAGGCACAGCGUGUUCACAAGGGAUGGGAUUUGAUGAGGAAGCCUGUUCCGGUGUUUCAUAAUCAUUCCAGCUAAUUUGGCACAAAAUGUCAGUUGAGUUGGUAGGCUCUUCAUCAAACCUAACACAAAGGGGCAUGUAGGCUCCAGUUACUGUACAUGUGUGUGCAUACCAGUACUUGUGAUUACACAUCCGCAGUGGCCAAGUAUCCUGGAUGAACUUGUGUCAGCUAAGCAGUUAAGAAAAAAUACUGCUGUGGUUUGGAAGUGCCUGUGCAUUCUUUAGCUCGAGGCUUUUCUCCAGUUUUAAUGUAGACAAGAACAAAUAUCUUAAUUUAAAGAUGUCUUUGGCCACAGGAGUGGUACUUUUAUUUAGGCAGAGGGCAUGUUGUUUUUUAUAUUUGUGUAAUGUGACCAUUUGCGCCUUUGCUACAACACGAGUAGAUGUACAUGUGAGCCAUUAUCACUAAUAGCUUAACGUUACUGGUAAAAUGGACUCUCUUUUUUUUUUCAAGGCCAGUUUAUGAACAUGGCUGGACAUAGGGUGCUGUCAUUUGUUGAAAUCCAUGCAUAGGGCAGUGCUGAAAAUCAUAAUGCUGCGAGGAAGAGUGUUUGCUGCAAGAGCCAGUGUUACUUCGAUGGAGACUGGAAGCUAGGAGUAAAGUAGGGAGUAGUAUGAGAUGGGCCAUGUUUCCUCCUGCUCGGCCAAAAAAACUAGGAGGCAAAUGUUAUGGCUAAGAUUAAGAAAAUUGACAGUUUCUUUAGGGGGAGGGCAUUCUGGCAGUGUCAGCAUUCUGACAUCCAUCAAGUGUUUUGCCAUUCUGUCACUGUUUGUCAGUAUUCUGACAUCCAUCAAGUGUUUUGCCAUUCUGUCACUGUUUGUCAAUAUUCUGACAUCCAUCCAUCAAGUGUUUUGCCAUUCUGUCACUGUUUGUCGGUAUUCUGACAUCCGUUUUCUUUUCCAUUCUGACAUCCAUGCAGUUUUUUGCCAUUCUGUCACUAUUUUUCAACAUUCUGCCACCCAUCAACAGUUUUUGCCAUACUGUCAGUAUUUGUCAGCAUUCUGACAUCUGUCAAAAGCAACUGACCAUUGGCAAAUGAUCCAGUUUCGAGACCACACUGUGCCAGCUGAAACAGGAGGUCGGUUCAUGCACUCCUGGACAGCAGACUGUCAUUCAGUUCAAAGAAACAUGGCUUUCUCAUUUAGUAUUUUAGGAUAGUAAAACCUGCCAAACAGAGGCCAUUUACUGUCUUUUUGGAAACUGGUUCUAGUAAACUAGUCUGGCCAUGGGCAUUACACAUCCCAUGACGGCAUCAACACACUGACUCCAGUAUGUUAUUGGUUGUUGAAAACACUGGAAACAGAACUAUUAAAAUAUAAAAGCAUUAAUUUCCUGCCAGCUGCUCGUAGUGUGGAACUUUUUCUGGAGAAGGCAACACCGUGAACUUGGGCCUAGCUCCUUUGGGAGGCCAAGCCUUCCAUUCUGAGUUGUGUCUUAGAUAGACUUAAUAACCUGUGCAUACGGCAGAGUUUGCACUUAUGUGUGUGUGUACUGUGUAAAUAUAAUGUAUAGUUAAUCAUUCACAGAGAAUCUGAUUUUUGAACAAAUAACAAUUUCUUGUCACAACUUUUAAGUUAAAGUGUCUGCCCAUCUUGUUGGCUACCGAAAUCAGUGUUCAAUAGUUAAUGCACCCCUUUGAAUUUUAGGAUACCCAGCUGGUGUAAGACACUGAUAAAAAAACCAAGAGUUUUGUAUGCUUAGUUUUUUACUUUGUGCCCCUUUCCUUCCCCCCUUAGAAUAUUGAAACCACGUAUAUGUGGUCGCAUACCUUCAUUUUCUUAAGCCAUCAUGGGAAUCAAUUUUCUUAACUUAUGCACAGAAUGGCCCUAGGUAUAUGUAGGCAGUCAACACGCUAGGGGCACUGCUAUCCCAUUUCUGGACACUCGCAAGCGAUCAAGUAGACAUCCACUGGACAAAGCAUUGGACUGGAAAGCUUUGUCUGUAUUGAAUAUGAAUUGGCCUUCAAAGCUGUCCUCGCUGGACAUGCAGCGUUUUGAUUCGAGUAGGGUGCAACCUGGUGCAUAUAAUAAAUACGUUGAGCUCGUGAAUAGCAAAAGAGCUCAUCUAAGGAACCUGCUGGGAAAUUGACGUAUAGGGAUGAGAAAUGAAUUUUUUAUUUUUUUUUUCCAAAUUAAGUGCAAAGUUCAACUUGCAAUGUAGGGUAGCUUGUUGAGGUGUUCCUGUCUUCUUAUCCCACCAUUUGUUCAAAACAAAGUUAAAUGUGAUUGCGAAAUCCAUGCGUCAACCCUGAAUUUAUGCAUUGAGAUUGUAAUGAUGGAAAAUCAAGAAUUUUAUUUCAAUAUUUACAGGUUUCUGUUACCAUACAAAUUGUUUACGUCUAUAGAAUUGUUUGCAUUUAUGCAUAGAAAGAUUACCCAACUGUGGGCCAACAUCUGGAGGUUGCUCAGAUGCCUAAGAUUUCAAAUCAAAUUGAAGUGUUAUUUAUGUGUCCUAGGAUAUUUUU